AUGGCGUCCGAAGACACAGAUACACUACUUGCCAUACUUGCCAGCCUUCUACCUGAACCUACACCUACACAUGAUAAACUUUUGGAUGCUCUUGUACGCGCAGAAGGGGACGUCCAGGCUGCCGCGGAGCUUCUGACCUCAAGUUCGGGGUCAAACCGUUGUGCUUUCCCAUCAUUCUCUCAGAAUGCCAGCCCGAGCCAAACCGACGGGACCCCAAGAGGGCGAAAGAGGAAGGGUCUCGAUACCUGGCUACAGUCUGAUGAUACUGUACCUACGAAGUCACGACGGACAACAUCCCAAGAACGAGUCUGGGAGCCUCCGGGGCCUAUCAAACCUCCUUCGUCUACACGCCUAACCAGCAACUCUUCCCAUAAGACAAAGAACGCGUUCGAUAUAUUAUAUCAACCAUACCGUGCGCGGUCUCCUUCCCCGUCCAAGGUUGCUCCAUCCUCGGGCGAUGCUUCUCUCAAACCUCCGUCAAGAUCAAAGCGACCGCCGUCCUCAGCAGAGAAGCCUGCGCUGAGCGUCAACGAUGUGCUUCGUCCGCCACCCUCGACAGCUCACAAUCCACAGCGAUAUCCACCGCUGACUCUAUCUACGCCUGCACUCAUUGCCCAGCAUACGCCUUGUACAUUGCACCCCUCCAUUCUGCCUCCCAAACUCGCAUGCGAUGUAUUUCAUACAAUGCUCGUUGAAAGCAAAAACUGGUCACGCAAUCGGUGGUAUUUGUUCGACAGGCUUGUUGAGAGUCCACAUACAACAGCAAUGUAUACGCGUUCUGGAGACGGUGAGAGCGAGGAAGUGCAAGACCUUCACAAGGUGGCCGCAGACUGGUAUAACGGAGCUAAGAAGGACCCUCCGCGCAAGUUCCCUGAGGUCGUUGAAGAGGCUUGUCGCAUUGUCGAAAAGGCGGUCAACGAGGAGAUGGCCAAACGGCAACGCUUUCCACUCGAAUGGGCGGGAGUACAUCCCAGCGAUGGCGGAGAGAAAAUCCUAUGGCGGGCAAACUUCUGCGCUGCGAAUCUGUAUGAGGGAGCCCAAGAAAGCGUCGGGCUUCAUUCAGAUCGCAUUACCUCAAUCGGUCCCUACGCAACAAUCGCAAGUAUCAGUCUCGGUACCACCCGCACUUUUCGACUGCGCGAAGUCAUACCGGUUGAUGAGCAGGAGAUACGCUCGGCUAGGACCUUCAACAUUCCGCUAUCACACAAUUCAUUGAUCAUCAUGCAUGGGUCAACACAAGAGCGCUUUAAACACGCUGUACCACCUCAAACCGUCCUCGACCGCUUCCGACCGCAGUACCCGCCUCCGCCAUCGCUUCCAGACCUGCACGUCGACCCCGGCAAUUGCAGAAUCAACAUCACGUUCAGGUUCUACCGACCUGACUUUCACCCCGACAAGGCGCCUCGAUGUGCAUGUGGGGGAACCGCCACACUACGACCAGAUAUGAAGAAACGUCAGCGCGAAACGGCUGAAAGAGGCGAAACGGAGAGACGGGGCGAGGGCGAGUUCAGGUACUGGUGGACGUGCACAGCUGGAGACCAGAACGAAGGGAAGACCUGCGGCUUCUGGAAGGUGAUGGAUGUACGAGCAGAGGGUAGAGGGCCGCUGGUCAUGGACUUGUAG
Messenger RNA from Peniophora sp. CBMAI 1063, 1623 nucleotides. NCBI's taxonomy places the organism in Eukaryota, Fungi, Basidiomycota, Agaricomycetes, Russulales, Peniophoraceae. The record is from the annotation of a GenBank genome assembly.